AUGAUAUUUGAUUGUUUGUCCUGUGUAGCGACGGGUGGGGGUGUGGUUGACGUUGCUUCUUUAAGUGACGAAGAAUGGAAGAAGAAGCUUACACCUGAACAAUUUUACAUUACUCGACAAAAAGGGACUGAGAGAGCUUUCACUGGAGAAUACUGGAACACAAAAACACCUGCAACUUAUCAUUGCAUAUGCCGUGACAAGCCUCUUUUUGAAUCAUCGACUAAAUUUGACAGAACUGGUCGGCCUUCAUAUUAUCAGCCUAUAGGAAACAAUGUGAAGUCAAAAUUAGAUCUGUCCAUAAUUCUUAUGCCUCGCGAAGAAGUUCUGUGUGCUGCUUGCAAUGCUCGUCUUGAACAUGUCUUUUAUGAUGGUCCUCCACCUACAGGAAAGCAUUACAGCAUAAAUACGUAA
Molecule: messenger RNA, 411 nt
Organism: Durio zibethinus
Lineage: Eukaryota; Viridiplantae; Streptophyta; Magnoliopsida; Malvales; Malvaceae
Source: RefSeq, a predicted model, not a curated record